CCAGUUUAGCAUGUUCCUAUGCUUCUGCUUCUGCUUUGUCCCUCGCGCACAUACGCGUGAUCGACCACGCCGUUCAGGCGCCGUAAAGGGAUGCAUUCCGUGUUAUUGCCCCCCGUGUGCCACUCUGGCUUUGAACCUCCUCCCCGCUGUCUCAAGGUGACGCGAGCGACGAGGUCGGAGCGCGCGCGGACAGGGUCUCGUAAAGCACAACACAGGAAGCGUCCAAGUUGCUCCAGCUGAUCGGCCGCGGUUUGCUUUUUCCGCCCUCCGGGGCAAGGCACGCUCCAUUUUAUUACUAUCGGCGGGAGAGAGAGAAAGAAACGAAGGAAACACAUAAGAUAGGCGAUGGCGCUUCCAAAGAAAGGCGACUUGAAUGAGGAGGAGAAAGCGUUGCUGGAAGUCAUUGGCAAAGGAAACACUGAAGAAGCUUCAAAACUCCUUGGCAGCAAGACUGUCCGUGUGAAUUGUUUAGAUGAGCAUGGAAUGACCCCUCUAAUGCACGCAGCAUAUAAAGGUAAAGUUGAUAUAUGCAGACUCUUACUGCGGCAUGGAGCUGAUGUAAACUGCAAUGAUCACGAACAUGGAUAUACUGCCUUAAUGUUUGCUGGACUCUCAGGCAACAAAGAAAUAACCUGGAUGAUGUUAGAGGCUGGAGCAGAGAUGGAUGUUGUCAAUUCUGUGGGGAGAACAGCAGCUCAGAUGGCUGCCUUUGUGGGUCAACAUGACUGUGUAACAGUUAUCAACAAUUUCUUUCCUCGGGAAAAACUAAACUACUACACAAAACCACAAGGACUAGAUAAAGAACCCAAACUUCCAGUUAAACUAGCUGGACCUCUGCAUAAGAUCAUUACAACUACUAAUUUGCAUCCUGUUAAGAUUGUUUUGCUGGUGAAAGAAAAUCCUCUUUUGGCAGAAGUUGAGGCAAUGCAGAAAUGCUACAAAGUAUUGGAUCUGAUCUGUGAGAAGUGCAUGAAGCAGAGAGAGAUGAAUGAAGUCCUUGCAAUGAAAAUGCACUAUAUUAGUUGCAUUUUCAAAAAAUGUAUCCUUUUCCUUAAGGAACGAGAAGACAAAUUGGAUGGAUUAAUCAAAAGCCUGUUAAAAGGCAGAGAGAGAGAUGGUUUUCCAGUUUAUCAAGAGAAGAUCAUCAGAGAAUCUAUUCGGAAAUUUCCUUACUGUGAAGCUACCUUGCUUCAGCAACUUGUGAGAAGCAUUGCUCCUGUUGAAAUUGGUUCUGAUCCUACAGCUUUUUCUGUACUUACACAAGCUAUUACUGGCCAAGUAGGCUUUGUAGAAGCUGAAUUUUGUACAACAUGUGGGGAAAAAGGAGCAGGCAAAAGGUGUUCCAUAUGCAAAAUGGUCAUUUACUGUGAUCAGACCUGCCAGAAAAUGCACUGGUUUACACACAAGAAAUCAUGCAGCAUGCUAAAGACGACUUAUGAGAAGCAGAUGGUAGAAUCAGCCAAAGAAAAAAAUAAAGAAGCAGCACAAACUGCAGCAUCUACUUUAACAAGUGAGGAACAGUUGACCUCUGAACCUGAAAUUCAUAAAGACAUGGAAAUAAAAAGUAUAGGAGACCAAACUGAAAUGAUUCCCAACAUGAAAAUGACUGCGUCAUCUCCAGUAGUUGGUAACUUCCUUGAAGAGGAAAUUACUUCAGCAAACAUUGUUAAUGAAAAAGUUCAAGAAUCUGAAGAAUAACAGUGCUUUUUAAAGGAUGUCAUCUAAAUUACAAUCUGUAGACUGGAUUUCACAACACUUAUGAGUGCUCAGUGACAUACUGUAUGUUCUAGAAUAUGUCAGGUUUUUUAGUCAAGUGUAAUUGUCACAGAAUCGUAGAUUGUGAUAAGAGCUUAACCAACUGGCUAAAAUCAGAAUAGCAUAAACCCAUCUGUUUUUGUGCCUAUCUACCUAUAUACAUUUGAAAAGGAGUUGAAAUAGAUUCAUGCUGCAAUAUAAGAAAAGCUUUCUAUUUAAUUGAAGGUACUUAAAUUUUGGUGUAAUAAAUUACCAUAAUCAUAUGGGAUACAACAUCUGAAAUAUAAAUACAUUGAGAUUCCUAGUCUUCACCUAGUUUUUGAACAUGGUUUGCUACUUGCCUGAUUCUGUUAAACAAUACUGCUAAUCCAUGUUGGUUUAAUUAACUUCAAUUAUAAGCUUAAAGUUCUCAGUUAUAGAGCUUUUUAAAAAAAAAAUGAUAGUAUUUGCUAAAAAAUGACAAUAACUAGGCUAUAUUUAAAUAAGUACAUUAGUGAUGCUUUAAUAAUAUCAAAUGAAUCUUUGAACAGUAUCACAUAAAGAUCUGGAGUAGAGAGGUCUAUAACUUGAAGCCAGAUUUACUUGGGGGGGGGGAGAUAAGGAUAAUACAACUGAAUUCCUCAAGGUUUCUUGAGCUACGGUUGACUUUUGUUAUAGUGUAUCUCAAAUACUCAGAUUCAACUUUUAGGAAAAAAUAAUAAAAGCAUGGACUUUUUCAACAAUGUGGUGUUGAAAGGUAUUCAGAAAUGUCAAUGUCAUGUCAAUUUCUCUCUUUGCAAAUGGAAUGGAAGUACAAAUUAUGCAGGACAGCUUUUUAUUUAGAAAGACUGGAACCAAAUUUUAAAUAUAGUACAAGCUAUCUAAAGUUUACCCGUUCACCGCAGUGUCUAUGCUUUCAAUGAGAGAGAAUACAGGCUUUAUGGUAUAGGGAAGAACUACUCAUUUACUCCCUGAUAAAUCUGUAUAUAUGGAUUUUUCACCUGUGCAAUAGACUACAGGUAGUUCUCACUUAACAACCAUUCAUUCAGCGACCGUUCAAAGUUACAACAGCACUCAGCAAAUGGUACUUCUACCCAGUUCUUGAAGUUAUGGCUGUUGCAGCACCCUCUCAGUCACAUGAUCAAAAUUUUGGCACUUGGCAGCCUGCCUUUAUUUACGUCCGCAGCACGCACCUAAAACUCCCCCCACCUACCUGUCUCCCCCUGAUCUCUGCUCUUUUGGCCACCCUGCACCCCACCGCCUCCAGCUGACCUUCAUUAUCUUCCACUAUUGCCGAGACACCCCAGCCCAGCCCUUCACCAGGUAGCUGCUGGCCACCUGAGGCCUUUUUUCCAAAGCCUAGGGAAGGCCUCAUGAAGCUUCAGGAAGGCUGCAUGUGGCUUUGGGAAGGCCUUGGGAAGGGCCAGGCAGGGCACUCCUUGUCAGCUGCGGGACAAAGAAGACAACGAAGGUCAACUAGGGGUAGUGGAGUACAGGGUGGUGGGUAUGCAAGGCAAAGUGCAGGUCAGCCAAAAGAGCAGAGAUGGGGGGAGAUAGAUGGGUGGGGGAGUUGAAGUGAGCACAGCAGGGCAGGAGAAAUGUGAGUCCUGGCCUAACAACUGCAACUGGGACUACUAAAACUGCUGUCACUAAAUGGUGCAGUUGUGAUGUUUCGCCUAAUGACUCUUGCUGAAUGACGGAGUUCAGUAAUCCAAAUUAGAGUCAUUAAGUGAGGAAUACCUGUGUACGGUUUCUGAAAAUCCAUAUUCUACAUCAAGUAUAGUUGGUUUAAUAUGCAAGCAGGAAAUAUGGCUGAACUCCCUUGUGUGCAAAAUAGUUUGUUACAACUGAAAAGCUAGCAUGCUUGGCAGGAAGAUUGUAUUGUCAUUUUUUUUUCUUUGACAUACUAUUUUAUUUAAAUAUCUUACCUAUUUCAUUUCCCCAUUUGAGCUGUAAGCUUGCUCUAGGCCUUUAUGAUGAGCUGCUCCAUUAUUAAUCUUGUUUAAAAAAAACCAGCAUAUACUAUAAAAAUUACAACGGAUAUUAAAAAAUCCACAUGGUAUUAAUUUAGCAUCAAUAUGGGAUUCGUUCAGUCUUUGAACUUGUCACUAAAUCUAGACCAUAUAGAAACAUAUUGCUCCAUCUUUUCAUUUUUGGAAUAUAAAAACAUCUCAAAAUAACAAACAUACCUUGAAUCCACUCCUUUAUUUUGAGAGGUUUUUUUAUUCCUGAGGCUUAAUAAAACCAAAGCUCUUCAUAAAAUGACAAAUUCGCUAUCUUAGUGAAUAAGAUAACAUUACAUGUAUACCUUUUAACUGUUACAUUUAUUUCCAAAACUAUUAACAUAAGCAUUAAGUUGGACGAGAUCAAAUCAUAUGAAUUAAAGAGCCCUCAAAUUCCUCAUAAUGUCAACACACACACACACAAAUGAUACCAAAUCUUUUAAAAAUAUUCUUUGAGGAUUCCAUAAACAUGAAACUUAUAUUUUCUGAUGUAUUAGCUUCUUUCUUAAAUCAAUAAGUAUGUUUUAUGUUUCUUGGACCUGGAUCUAUUGAUUUUCCAAGAUUGGAUAUUCCAAUUCUUCAUUCCAUGUUUCAGGUAUAUAAUACUAAUUUUCAUUUAAUUUCCACUUCAUUUAAUUUUUAAAAUUCCAUGUAAAAUUGAAUUGCUAGUUUUACUUCAAGCACAGUGUCUCUUAAGGAUCGUAAGAUUCCAGGUACUUCUGAAGCUGCUAAAGGAUCUGGUCUAUAUGUUUUAUUACUAUAUGAGAAUUGAUUUAUUGUGAAGCAGAAGCUAUGGGUCAGUCACAGAAUACAGUCUCUCAAAAAUCUUUAAAACAAUCAUUAUAAAUCAACUGAUUUAAAGUAUUGAUCCUUUGUUUGGUCCAGGAUUUCCACUAAGACAUCUUCCCUGCUAUCUUCAAAUUUGGAUUGUUUGAGUCAAUUUCUUUGUGGUUCUGGGUCAAAUUUUAAUCCUUUAUUAAUAACAAAAUACAUCUAACAGCUUUCAAGGGUGGAAAUGAAAAUCCUUGUUACUAUACCUUCACCCUAGAACUUGCUGAGAUGUCAAAGGGGUCACACACUAAUUGGGCUCAAACAGGGCAAUAUUCGGAAAAAAUUCUCAUUUCAUAAGAAUACAUGUUGUAAUGAAAGCCAAGUGAUAAAGUUGAAAAUUAAACCUCAGUUUUGCCAAAAAUAUUCAAGGGGUUUUGACUGCCAUAAAUGUGUUUCUCAGUAAUAUAUCUGUAUAGAAUAAUUACCUGGAACUGAUAUGGCAUUCCUCUUAAAAU
Messenger RNA from Python bivittatus (Burmese python), 5023 nucleotides. RefSeq names its product ankyrin repeat and MYND domain containing 2 (gene ANKMY2). Gene Ontology annotation, molecular function: protein binding. The record is from RefSeq and is a predicted model, not a curated record. Lineage: Eukaryota; Metazoa; Chordata; Lepidosauria; Squamata; Pythonidae.